AUGGAGACCAUCCACAAUCUCACAAACGCCGCCUCCAGGGCCAUCUGGGGCGACACUAGCGCCCAGGCCCAGGCCCAUGAAGAGCCUGUCUCGGGCAAGAUGGGCAAUGUGGCUGCCGGGGAGCCGUAUGACGCAGGCAACAUUGGUGAACCCAACGAAGCAGCGCUCUCGUCCGAGGAGCAAAGGGAAACCGAGACGCCGGUUAGCAGCGCCAACGAGCCAGCCACCGGGUCAGAAACCGGGGCGGAAACCACGGCUUUCCCCGAGGCAUUGACCGAACGCACCAAGCCAGCCGCGCAGGAGAGCAAGCCCACCAGCUCUGAAGACACCGCCCGAGAAAGCCAACCCCGCAAGCCGGCCGGCCCGGCCGAGGAGGCCCCCUCCGCCGUCGCGAUGCGCGACGAUUCGACCAAGGCCCAAAGCGACACGCGCCCGCCUGCGCCUUCUCCCGACGAAGCCGAGCCGCGCGCCGGAACCACAACCACCGCCACCAAGGACGCAGCCACCACCACCAGCACCACCUCCUCCUCCGCGACGGACACUACCGGCGCCGCUGGCACGACCGGCAGCACGGACGAAGCCAAAGCCGAGGCCGAACCCAAGGACGCCGCCGAGAAGAAGGUCGAUAAGAAGUCCGCCGUUGCCACCGCCACUGGCGACGACGACACGGCCAGCCCGGCCAUCAAGCUCGAGGGCCCCGGCCCGCGCCCGCUCGAGGAAAUCGCCCGCGAGCACGGCGGCGACGCCGGCGCCGCCAAGCCCGACUCGGUCGUCAGGUCGUCGCAGGGGCUUGCUGGUGCUGGUGCUGGUGCUAGUGCUGGUGCCGGUCCGGAGGGACGAGCCGUCCCCGACACUGCGGGGCAGAGGCGGAGGGAUAGCGGGAAGAGUAUGGGCGGCGAGGGCGAGGGCGAGGGCGAGAGUGGUCUGAAGGUGGGCGGGAAAGGCGAGCGUGCCGGCGAGCAACACUUCCAUUCGACUGGGCUCGCGGCGGAGGGUGGUGACUUUGACGCGUCCAAGCCGGGGGCCGGGAAGGAGGCUGAUCGUCUGCUGGAGGAAAUAGGGGUGCACAGGGGUGAAGGAGGUGGCCAUCAUAAUGCUGGUAGCAGCGGGAAGGAGAAGCUUGGCAUCAAGGACAAGAUCAAGGCCAAGCUGCACAAGAGCACCAUGUCGCCGUGA
Molecule: messenger RNA, 1176 nt
Organism: Thermothielavioides terrestris NRRL 8126
Lineage: Eukaryota; Fungi; Ascomycota; Sordariomycetes; Sordariales; Chaetomiaceae
Exons: 3
Coding region: 1-1176 (391 amino acids)
Source: RefSeq, a predicted model, not a curated record